Clarias gariepinus (North African catfish) is the source of this 1690-nucleotide messenger RNA. Its product is annotated as Ras-related and estrogen-regulated growth inhibitor-like protein. Gene Ontology annotation, molecular function: GTPase activity; GTP binding. NCBI's taxonomy places the organism in Eukaryota, Metazoa, Chordata, Actinopteri, Siluriformes, Clariidae. The transcript has 4 exons. The record is from RefSeq and is a predicted model, not a curated record. Bases 436 to 1095 code for a protein of 219 amino acids.
UUUACAAUAAUGACUAAUAAUGGAGAACAUGGUUUCAUAACUCCAAACAUAUUUUAAUAAACCAUGUUAACAUUACACCUGGAUUGAAUGAAUUUACCUGUCCAAGAGACUCUUUGUCUUGGCUGUUAAGUUAUGCAAAGUAUAAACAUAUCACUUUAAAAAGAUUUAAUAAAAAAAGGCACAUUAUUAGGGAAUUGAGGACAGUUUUGUCUGCGUGUCCUUUUCCAGUUAUUUGUGCGCCUCAGAUGAAAUAAGCACAAGCAAAGUGAUCAUGAGAGUGAUUUUCUCUCUCCUUGGUACACUGUGUUCUUUGGUUGGAAACCCUGCCCAUUGUUAAUCCCCGCCCAUCGGUGGUAUUUAUAGGUGGGCACUCUCUCCAGAGCUCAUUCUGCGUUGUGUUAAAAACUAGUGAGCUUCAUACACUUCACUAUAUAAAUGGUUGUACAAGUUAAAUCGAAUUUACCCGCCAUCAGCAAAGCAAUGGAUGGAAACCAGAAUAAAUUGGAAGCAAACGUUCUGCUCCUUGGAGCUGAGAGUGUCGGGAAAUCAGCUCUCACUGUGAGGUUUCUUACCAAAAGAUUUAUUGGUGAAUACGGUGAUAUUGAGUCAAUAUACAGUCACAUUGAUAAAAUUGAUGGCCGGGAGAUCUCCUUCAACAUCUGGGACUCCCUCUAUCCACAGAGCUGUGAGAGCUCCGAGUCCGUGACUGAAGAACAGCUCCGCUGGGCAGAUGGCAUCGUGCUUGUCUACAGCAUCUGCGACCGCGCCAGCUUCGAGGUGGUGCAGCAGCAGGUGGCACUUAUACAGAAGCUGUCCUCUUCAAUCAGCGUCUCGGUGCCCAUGGUGGUGGUGGGCAAUAAGCGGGACCUGCAGCAUCGUCGCGUCGUCUCAAGCGAGGAAGGGCGAGCGCUUGCUCUCUCUGCAGACUGCGGCUUCUUCGAGGUAUCUGCAGCCGAAGCGUACCAUGGCGUUCUGCUCGUCUUCCAUGGACUUCAUGAGCUCAUAAAGGAGGCUAGGGGUGUCAAGAAAGGAACGGCUGGAAUUAUGGGCAUUGUGAGGACUGUGUCUGCUGUCUUCAGUAAGAAACGGGAGUAGGGCCUCUUUUUUAUUAAAGAUGAUGUUAUGACCAAUGUGUCAGGUCCCCAUGCAAAGACAGCAUGAUGUUAAUAGCCAGAAGGGCAAGAGCGAUCUGGACAACCACGAAUCCUUUAAAAGAGGAGUAAAUGUGGAAAGCGGGUUGUCUUUUGUAAGUUGAAGGCUGGAAUGAAGAUCCUACGAAGUUCUCCCAGAUAAGAAGAAGGUUUCUUCAUGUAUCUAAGAAGGUGUCAGCUUCUGGAUAUUGUAGUGCCAGUGACUUUCUGAUCACAAAGUGAAGGAAGGCUCAGAGCUGUCCUGAGAGUUUCAGAAGAGUCUGAGAAACAUGCAAAUACAUUUGAGGGUUAAAAUGAAAGUGUGAUCUUUAGAAGGCAAAUCUGUUCAUACAACCCAUGUACUGUAUAUUGCCAAAUGAAAAGCUUUGUACAUAAUUCUGGGUUUUUUAUGUAUCAAUGCUGAAUAACCUGUGUGCAUUGACUCCUAAGCCAGAUUCUACAUAAAAAAAGUUUCAUAUUCUACUGUUUUAUAGAUUGUAGUGAAUAAAAAUACAUUAAAAAUCAAAUCUAAUUUGUUUUAUUUUAAUGUAGUCGCUGGU